UGAAUUUAUCUUGUACUCCGCUUCCAUACACCGGGGUCAAUGUGAUAACAAUCAAAAUAAACUGAGCAGACCUUACACCCAGGUAUAAUACUGAAAGUUAAAGAUGGGGAUAACGGUAGAAUUUCAUGACGAUGGAUGUGCCCUUAUCAGAAUGAAGAAUGGACAAAAUCGCUGGAACUUGACGACAUUGAAUCAGCUCAAUAACGCACUGGACGAGGUGGAAAGGAACAGAUCUGCCUCGAUAUUGGUGACCACAGGCGAGGGCAAAUUUUACAGUAACGGCCUUGACCUUGAUUGGGUGAACUCUAUUGGGAGAUCUAGUGAUGCUGGGAGGAAGUUCCUCGCCGACCUGCACGACACCCUCUGGAGAAUCAUGCACUUUCCGAUUCCCACUGUGGCCUCCAUUAACGGGCACUGUUUUGCUGCUGGAGCUUUUCUGGCAUUGUGCCAUGAUUACAGAGUGAUGCGGUCUGAUCGUGGAUGGAUUUCUUGGAAUGAAACAUUGAUCAGCCUUCGAAUAACAGAUUCAUCCAUUUUACAACGGAAACUCAACCCAGAUGCUUUACGAGAAAUUAUUUUUGCUAAACGGUUGACAGGUCCUGAAGCUGUCAGACUAAGAAUUGUAGAUGAAAUUGAAGAUAUAUCAAAUUUGUUAUCUGAAAGUAAGGCAUUUGGGUUUAGGGCCCUUGGAAACAACGUUAUAAAACGUACAGACCUGCAGAACAUGAAGAAAGAUAUGAUUCCGCGCACAAUCCACGAGUCAAAACUUUGAGGAUUCUUUUUCCCCCCUAGCAUUAACCAUGCACUAGUCAGAUUUUUUUAAAUUUCUUUUUCAUACUGUGAACAAGAUCUCAUUCAUCAAACUCACUGUCCGUUACAUGGACGAUAAAAAAGCUAAUUAAUGUACAAUGUAUACUACAUGUAAUUAUUGAUUGAAAAAAAACCUUGUUUAAAAUGUUAUUUUCAUCACUGUAUAAAACAUAUUUUUUUUUUUACCUUUUCAUGUCUGCAAAGAUUUAGAUUUUUUUCUCGAUUAUGUUUUCUCUAUGAAGUGUGUCUUUGGUACAGUGAUGACCAGUAAAUCUGGUCCUUGAAUGAUUUUUUCGUAAAUCCAAGGGGAAUGUUAUUAAAAACAAUGUACAAAGAGCGCAGUUUUUAAUUUUAUUGUCUCAAAAAAUAUUGUUUCACAAGAGUGUCUAUUUACUUUCAUCAGUCAUAGGGAUAUCGCUUCAUUAUACUUCAAACAAUGUGUUCGGUCGAAAAUUCGAUAUAUCUCCGGAUUUGCAAUUCUAACAAUUUCAAGAUCUUGUGAUAUUGUUCCGAUGUACAAACCCCUACAAUAUAAACACUCGUUAGUUUAACUAUUACUGUGCGUAUGAUGGUGUGAAAAGGGUAUAGACGUUUCUUCUUUGUACAUGUAAUGUUUCAUAUGGUGUUGUGUAUUUGAAGUUUCGACAACUAUUACUUGACAUUUUGUUCAAUUUAUUAUAACUCGAAUGACAAGCUGUAGGACAACCUUUAAUUUUCCAAUGGUUCAAAGCCAAGCAUUUUCAUAACAAGUAUUUGUGCAUGUGAGAUGAACUAUCAAACACAAAAAGUGACCUUGACACUUAGAAAAAAUGGACUUAAGGUAUCAGAUGUAUGUUAAAAACUUGCAUUAAGCGGAUGUGGGCAAUCUAAAACAAUUUACCCUUCUGUGUUUAAUAAUUCAGAUGUGAAAAAGUAGAUUACACGAUGCUUUAAAUUAAACAUACAUGUAAUGAAUUGUAUAUGCAGAGCAGAUUUGUUAUAACUUUUUUGUCAUUUGUUCUUUCUUUUUGUGAUUUCUUUUAUAUAAUUUUUAAUGACGUUGUUCUGAUUUUUAACUGUAAGUGUGCAUAAUAAUU
Molecule: messenger RNA, 1886 nt
Organism: Saccostrea cuccullata (small rock oyster)
Lineage: Eukaryota; Metazoa; Mollusca; Bivalvia; Ostreida; Ostreidae
Exons: 4
Coding region: 104-772 (222 amino acids)
Biological process (GO): fatty acid beta-oxidation
Cellular component (GO): peroxisome
Molecular function (GO): delta(3)-delta(2)-enoyl-CoA isomerase activity
Source: RefSeq, a predicted model, not a curated record